Saccostrea cuccullata (small rock oyster) is the source of this 2678-nucleotide messenger RNA. RefSeq names its product acetylcholine receptor subunit alpha-like. Lineage: Eukaryota; Metazoa; Mollusca; Bivalvia; Ostreida; Ostreidae. The coding region runs from base 370 to 1899 and encodes 509 amino acids. Gene Ontology annotation, cellular component: synapse; neuron projection; plasma membrane. The transcript is spliced from 5 exons. Gene Ontology annotation, molecular function: acetylcholine-gated monoatomic cation-selective channel activity; transmembrane signaling receptor activity. Gene Ontology annotation, biological process: chemical synaptic transmission; monoatomic ion transmembrane transport; signal transduction. The record is from RefSeq and is a predicted model, not a curated record.
UCAGAACACAUAUAUCUGCCAAAUCAAUUACGGAGGAGCAGUUUGUAGUUCUCUGAUACAUACCGUGUUCUCUUCUGAUACUCAAAAACAGCCGGUAGGUGGCGCGCGUGUCACUCUAACAAUAUGACUGAUCUUCAGUGAUUUACAAUGCCCCACUCCGAUCUCAUAAGUAAACAUUAAUCUACGUCUAAUUUGACAAAAUAAGACCCAGUUCACAUAGAUAUGACCGCUAUAUUCAACAAAAUGAGAAAAAUCAAUUAAUGACUGCGAAAGAAUUAUUUUCCCCUCGUAACAUCUGGCUAGAGCAGAGAGAGAGAAAUUGUUGCUCCUUCGGAUGUGUACGAGUUUGUACUUUAAAGUUCCUGAGAAAUGACGAAAAUUUGUUGUUGGAUAUUAUGUUGUUUGAUUCUCUUUGUAACUGGAAAUGAAGACGCUAAGCGUCUGUACUACGACUUGUUAAAACGCUCCUAUAACAAACUAAUUCGCCCUGUGAGCAAUAGUUCGGACAAACUAAUCGUCAAGAUGGGGAUUCGCCUGUCCCAGCUGAUUGACAUAGACGAGAAGAACCAGAUCAUGACCACCAAUGUUUGGCUGAGACAGGAGUGGUAUGACCAGGGUCUGAUCUGGAAUCCAGUUGAGUAUGGCGGAAUUCAGACGAUAGAGGUCCCUAUAGACGAUAUCUGGAACCCGGAUGUUGUACUCUUCAACAACGCUGAUGGUAAUUAUGAGGUAACACUUAUGACAAAAGCCAUUCUCCAUCCAGAUGGCAAAGUGGUGUGGGAACCACCCGCCAUUUACAAAAGCUCUUGUAUGAUUGACGUGGAGUUCUUCCCCUUUGAUAUUCAGCUGUGCAUCAUGAAGUUUGGGUCGUGGACUUAUGACGGGAACCAAGUGGAUCUCGUUCAUCUCUGUGUGUCCGACAGCUCAUCUACGGAAGUCAUUCACAAAGGAAUCGACUUCCGGGAUUUCUAUCCUAGUGUUGAAUGGGACAUCUUGGAGGGGUCUGCCCAGAAAAAUUAUAAACGCUACAUCUGCUGCCCCUCCCCCUUCCCAGACAUCACAUUCAACAUCACUAUGAGGAGGAAGACCCUCUUCCACACCGUCAAUCUGAUCAUACCCUGUGUGUCUAUAUCAUUUCUGACAGUCCUCGUCUUUUAUCUCCCAAGUGACAGUGGCGAGAAAAUCACUCUUUGUAUUUCAAUUUUACUCUCUUUAACUGUGUUUUUUCUGCUUCUUGCAGAUAUAAUUCCCCCAACCUCUAUUGUCGUUCCAUUAAUAGGAAAAUAUUUACUUUUUACUAUGAUACUUGUGACUUUAUCCAUCUUAGUGACUGUGAUAGUGCUCAAUGUUCACUUCCGGUCGCCAUCUACUCAUACAAUGGCGCCCUGGGUCAGGAGAGUGUUUCUUAACGUUCUACCGCGGCUUCUCAUCAUGCGACGGCCAAACCUAGACAAUGAACAUAGUACAACAAGAGUGAUAAAGACUUGUAAUGGUGUAGAAAUGACAGAAUCCUAUAAACACAUGAUACGCCGCAGAGCGGAACAGAGGAAAUUCGAGAAUAGCAAUUUGAAUGACGAGGCCGAACCAAUUAGUGUAACAAAGGAGACGGAACUGAGCGUGCGUCGUCGAUAUAAACCGGUUCCCCGGGAGAUUAAAGACGCUGUGGACAGUGUUUGUUUUAUUGCUGAACAUUUGAAAAAAGAUGACAAAGAAAACUCGAUAAAAGAAGACUGGAAGUAUGUGGCCAUGGUGCUUGAUAGACUAUUUCUGUGGAUAUUUACGAUAGCCUGUGUAGUUGGAACUUUUGGAAUUAUUCUCCAGGCUCCCACACUAUAUGACGACAGGCGAACUUUAACCCCGCAAGCCUCUGACGACAGCUGUAUCAAACCCGAAUUCUGAUUAUGAUGUCAUUCUCUUUUGUGGAAGUUUCAGAACUAAGUUUAACAACGAUUUUAAAAUUUACUUCUUCAUGCAUCAACCGGGUCCUUUACAAAUUUUUUUUUUCAAUUCAAGAACCUUCCUCCAUCAAAACCAAAAGGACUUCGGCAGCAGUAUUCAAGAUAUAAUGUUUAACGAUAAAUUUUAAAUUGUCGUUGAAAAGGACACCACAUAUCACAGAGAGAGAGAGAGAGAGAGAGAAUUAAAUGUAUUUAUUACUAGUAAUAUUACUAUUAUUAGUACAUAUGUGCCAAUAAGAUAAAAUGUAUAUUAAUGCAUUUUUUUGUAAAAUGUGAUAUUAUUAAAGAUUAUACAAAUCACUUGGUAAUAAAUGUCGAAUCGACAGAUUUUAUUUAAUUAGGAGGCUAAUAAUACACCGCAAUUUACUUUAUAUUUCAUUAAAGCACCACUUAUUAUACAUAUGGAUUUCAAAUAUCGAAAUUUGGUUGAUAUAAAUAUUUUGAAGGGAUUUUUAACCUUUUUUCUGAUUACGUAAAAAGUAUAAUUUCAUGAUGUGCACAUUUAAUCUUUUUUCAAGCGUUUUAAGGAUUAAGAUGAUUUAAAAAAGCAAGCAUGUACAAUUCGUCCCUCAGUGGAAGGUUUAUCUUUUUGUGUAGUACGUCAUCAAACAGUUAUAUAGAGCCUUCUUAACUUAUUUUCUAUGUCUAUCUAUCAUUAAGUUUGAAUAAAAAAAUGUAGUCAUAUAGAUAAUUUUGUCUUUUGUCAAUCAUCCAUUCGUA